Messenger RNA from Ostrinia furnacalis (Asian corn borer), 2499 nucleotides. It is a transcript of the gene Oda, whose product is annotated as Ornithine decarboxylase antizyme. The record is from RefSeq and is a predicted model, not a curated record. Gene Ontology annotation, biological process: positive regulation of protein catabolic process. Gene Ontology annotation, cellular component: cytoplasm; nucleus. Gene Ontology annotation, molecular function: ornithine decarboxylase inhibitor activity. Lineage: Eukaryota; Metazoa; Arthropoda; Insecta; Lepidoptera; Crambidae.
AUGAGCCAGACGCCAAGCGGAGGGGAAACACCCACGGUCAAAGGAGGAGUUAAUGACAUGGGUGAUGGCAGGAAUUGCAGCGGCGAUGGCGCAUCGCUGAGCGCUGCAGGCAGCAAGCGCUCGGCUUUGUCGGCUUCCGACGCCGAGUGUUUUUCGCUGUGCCUGGGCGCCGGGCCUCUGUGGUGGUCCGAUGUCCCUGCUCACGGCUCCGCACCGCCCGGAGGGGUGACUAGCGGGGCUUCGAGCCCCGCUACCCCAUCCACCCCUACCCACGACGACAACAAUCGUGACUUGUUGAGCGCCCUGCUAUGGGCCAGCGCCAGCUCUCUGAACGGCAGUUCGGAGAGCCUCGCCGAGCCCGCGCCGGCCGUCCGCCCGCCGCUGGACAAUGAACAUCGCGAAGCGGUUAUCCGUAAGAUCCUGGAACGCAAGGACAAGCAGCCAGUCAAAAUCGAGUUCAAGAUCUACUUGACUGAGAACACGGUCCUGCGUUGGGAAGCUGUGGUGAAAGGUACUACCAUGUACCUACGCGUUCCCGGCGUGGUGGCUGCAGGCAGCAAGGAGUCCUUCAUGCUUCUGCUGGACUUCGCAGAGGAGAGGCUCGGCUGCGACAGCUGCAUCAUCUGCGUUCUAAAGACGCGGCCAGACCGCGCGACGCUGCUUCGCACGUUUAUGUUCAUGGGUUUCCAACUUCUGCCGCCGCGCGCGCCAGCCGCCGCCGAUAUCGACAACCCUGACUACAUAUUCUUGCACUACAACAUGCAGUAGAGAAUCUACCACGGCUUAACAGACAAGAUGCUUUGGGUACUUCGCGUUGAAAUGUCGUCUCAAUUAUUACUGGCAUAAGAUAUAAAAUUACUUUUUUAAUUCAGUAUUACUUCUACCACUUUUGCAGUUUAAAAAAAAUCUUUUUUUGAAACGUAAUUUUUGGGACGGACAACUAUUCACACAUAGGUAAACUUAGUAAGCACUUUUUUGUCAGGGAUUUGGAGUAGGGCUUCAACAAGCAUGAAUUAUUAUUAGAAUAUAGUUGCUUAGUUUUUAAUGUGUAUUAUUAUUAGUGUCUUGUGGCUUUCUCAAAAGUAAAAAAUAAAUAAUAUUUUUUGCGUUAAAAAAAGAACAGUUUUUUUUUGUAAUGGAAAUAAUUUCCCAGCACUACAAUUUGAUUUUGAACCGUUUUAAGUUCUGGUAAUAAAUGUAUUUUUAAUGAAACGUCUAAAAAAAACUACCCACAUUUUUUUUAUUAACUUUGUUGAAAGUCACAAGUCUUUAAGUAUUUUAUUUCUACUAUUUCAGCUUUCAAAACGCGCUAUGGUUUUCUAGUAACACCUUUUUAGUUAACGAAACUGUAAUCGUAGAAAUUUUAAUAACAAAAAAUAUUUCUUUACUAUUAUUAUUAAAAUAUAAACCGUAUGUAUGUCGUCGUGUAUCUUAUAUUCACCCACUCCGGGUUAGAGCCAAAAAACUAAAUGAAAAGAUAAAAAAAAAAAACAAAAAAAUGUAAAAAAAUAUGAAAAAAAAAAUUGUUUGUAAAAAUAUUUCGAAAUCCAACUUCAUCACGUUAAUUUCUCACAUGCUUCACUACUUUGCAUGCAAUUUUUGACUUUAUAACUUUUGUUGUAGAGUUCAAAAUAAAUUGCAAACGUCGACGUUUCGAAAUAUUUUUUUUAUUAUUACCAAUCACAUUUCCUUUUCACUGACUUAGUAGAUACAGUGUUACUAUAAUCUUACUAUAUAAAAUAGCAUGUAAGAGGUUUUAUGUUUCAAAUCUUUUUUUUAGUCUUAAGAUAAAAACAAAGCCAUGUUUUUUACAACAAAAAAAGGUUUUUAUCCAAAAAAACAUCCGCCUUUUUUAACAGAUUAAGUUUUCUACUUGCGGAUGCGAAAAAGUUGCAAAUAAAUCUCAAAAUUGAAUUCCGUAUUUUUGUUGUAAAUUAUAUUGUUUAGUUUCAAAUAUUGUUAUGUUACUAGUGUUAAUCCGUCUGCUGAUUCCAUCUUGCUACAUUUUACUUUCCAAUAAACGGAUAGCCUAGUUCAUAUUUUACAUCCUUACCUCGAAAGAAGUCCGCGGAUUUUUCUGGAACUACAGGGGGGCUACUCCGAAACGACGUUUUGAUAGUUUCGGGUCUGCUGUCACCGUCCCUCUUACUGGCAACUCGCUUUGUAUGAAAGGGAUGGCAACAUUCGAAACAUCGGAUAACGUUUCGGAAUAGCCCCGCUGAAACGUAAAUGUCAAAAUGUGCAGAUUUUUUUAAUUCGAUUCCUUAUUAUGGAAAGGCAAAGGCAUACGCCAUUCAGCCAAAUGUGCAUAAUCUAUAGAGCUUCUUUCGCGAUAAGGACUAUAGUAUUUAAUUUUCACAGCGAACCCCAAGCAUACAGUAUUUUUUUCGGAAGUAUUACUUGAACGAUCUUCGAUUUGCAUUAUUACCGGGGCCGCUGUAUGUAGUUUAAUGUAAUAUUAAUGUAUUAUUGACAAACGAUUAAAGUUAAUCUUAAUCA